AUGGGUAAUUGCUUGAAUUCUUCUGCAAGAGUCAAUAACAGAGAAAACUCUUUUGGAGGGUCAUCGAGACUUUCCGCUAAACCAAAUCACUCAUCUCGACUCUCAAGCCUCACAAUACCCUCUUACAGCAACAGAAGCUUCACUACUUCACCAUGGUCAAUUCAGACACCAAAUAGUGAAGGAGAGCUCUUACCUUCUCCAACACUAAAGGCCUUUACAUACAACGAGCUCAAAACCGCUACUAGAAACUUCAAACCCAACAGUCUUAUCGGUGUAGGCGGUUUUGGUUAUGUCUAUAAAGGUUGGAUUGGUGAACAGUCGUUGUCACCUUCAAAACCAGGGUCCGGUGUGGUUGUUGCAGUCAAGCAACUUAAAGCAGACGGGUUUCAAGGACACAAAGAGUGGUUGACUGAGGUUCACUAUCUUGGAAGGCUUCAUCACAUGAAUCUUGUGAAGCUAAUUGGAUAUUGCUUAGAAGGAGAGAAGCGGCUCUUAGUUUACGAGUACAUGCCUAGAGGAAGUCUCGAGAAUCAUUUGUUUAGAAGAGGCGCAGAGCCAAUACCGUGGAAGACAAGAAUGAAAGUUGCCAUUAGCGCAGCGAGAGGACUUGCUUUCCUCCACGAAGCUAAAGUCAUAUACCGUGACUUCAAGGCCUCUAAUAUUCUACUUGAUGCGGAGUUCAAUGCAAAGCUAUCUGAUUUCGGAUUGGCUAAAGCAGGACCAACAGGAGAUAGAACCCAUGUGACAACUCAAGUGAUGGGUACUCACGGCUACGCAGCUCCUGAAUACAUAGCAACCGGCCGGUUAACCUCUAAGAGCGAUGUCUACAGCUUUGGAGUUGUGCUACUCGAACUACUUUCGGGACGUCCCACAAUAGAUAAAACGAAAGUAGGAGUGGAACAGAAUCUAGUGGAUUGGGCAAUACCUUAUUUGGUGGACAGGAGAAAAGUGUUUAGAAUAAUGGACACAAAGCUUGGAGGUCAGUACCCUCACAAAGGUGCUUGUGCAGCAGCCAAUAUUGCAUUGCGGUGUCUGAACACGGAAGCUAAGUUAAGACCGGAGAUGUCUGAUGUCUUGUCUACUUUACAACAGCUUGAGGCUUCAACAAAAACUGGUUCUACUCCAAGCGCUAGCAUCUCUCCUUCAUCUCAUACGUCAGAGAAUCGCAGGGUUCAAGAGAUCUCCGCGUUUAUGAGAAAGUAG
Messenger RNA from Microthlaspi erraticum, 1203 nucleotides. Lineage: Eukaryota; Viridiplantae; Streptophyta; Magnoliopsida; Brassicales; Brassicaceae. The record is from the annotation of a GenBank genome assembly.